Messenger RNA from Colletotrichum navitas, 747 nucleotides. Its product is annotated as haloacid dehalogenase. Lineage: Eukaryota; Fungi; Ascomycota; Sordariomycetes; Glomerellales; Glomerellaceae. The record is from RefSeq and is a predicted model, not a curated record. The transcript is spliced from 2 exons. Gene Ontology annotation, molecular function: hydrolase activity, acting on halide bonds, in C-halide compounds. The coding region runs from base 1 to 747 and encodes 248 amino acids.
AUGGCGCAGAAUAAGCCCAAGACAGUCAUCGCGUUUGACUUAUACGGCACGCUGCUGUCGACCGAGUCCGUCGCCAAGGAGUUGGCGGCGGUGUACGGCGACGAGAACGCCCCGGCCCUCGCGGCGCAGUGGCGCAGGUAUCAGCUGGAAUACACGUGGCGCAUCAACAGUAUGGGCACCUAUCGCCCGUUCUCGGAGCUGACGCGCGCGGCGCUGAGGCACGCCGUCGCCGAGAAGAAGCUGGAGCUUUCCGCGGACGACGAGGGGCGCCUCAUGGAGGCCUACAACGGGCUGGAGGCGUUCCCCGACGUCGGGGCGGCCAUGGCCGUCGUCGAGGGCGACGGGUCCGUCGACGCCUACGUCUUCUCCAACGGCACCGACGACAUGGUGGGCGCGUCGAUGAGGACGUCGCCGGCGCUGUCGCGGAUGAGCAGCACGUUUGGCCCGGCAAAGCUGGUCACGGUCGAGGAGGUGCGGUGUUUCAAGCCCGACCCGCGGACGUACGGCUACUUUGCGGAGAGGGCCGGCAUGUCUGGCAGGGAGAGUGAGAUUUGGCUCGUCAGCUCGAACCCGUUCGACGCCCUGGGCGCGAGGGCGGCCGGGUGGCAGUCAGCAUGGAUCGAUAGGGGCGGCACGGGGUGGGUUGACGCCCUGGGCAGCAUGAUUGACAGGGAGCCGACGAUCGUUGCCACGGGCGUCGACAAGGCCAUCCAAAGAAUCGUGGGGCUGUCCAAGUCACGAAGCUAG